Molecule: messenger RNA, 7354 nt
Organism: Harpia harpyja (harpy eagle)
Lineage: Eukaryota; Metazoa; Chordata; Aves; Accipitriformes; Accipitridae
Gene: SCMH1
Product: Scm polycomb group protein homolog 1
Exons: 16
Coding region: 3217-5301 (694 amino acids)
Biological process (GO): regulation of DNA-templated transcription
Cellular component (GO): nucleus
Molecular function (GO): protein binding
Source: RefSeq, a predicted model, not a curated record
UAUUUAAAGACUUUGAAGCAUCCUAUUAUGUGCUUUUGUAUGGGGUGACUUUGUAACCAUCAUGGGCAGAAUCCCAUUUCAAGGUCUUCUGUAAGCCAUCUGCUUUCAUUAAUAGCUUUUGGAUUUGGCAUGUGGCUCAGUGCAGAUUAAAAUAGCCACAUUUCUGCAAAACUUUCUUUACCUCCUGCAUCAGUUUGGCCUUCCCAUUGAGCCUUCGCAGGCUGGGUGCACCCUCAUGGGAGAGGGUGCUCUGCGUUACACCCUGCUCUCAGUGUGUGCCCUCCAGCUUCUCCCUGGGUGAUGGGGGAUGUGUGACCCAGCGCAGAGGCGUGCUGGGGUGCACCGUGUCUGCACCUCUACGUGCUCCUGGGAUUGCUUUGAAAGGAAACCCAGCUAUGUGCAAAACUGGCACGUGGCCUGGCUCCCAGCCAUCAGGGUGUCAGGGUAUGGUCAGAAUAUGCUGGGCUCAGGACUACAGAGUGCCGCAUGUGUGUGAAAUUUUCUCUCUGCUUCAAGGUGACCUCUGUGGGUUGGGUGUUGGGUACGCUGGCAUGCCACUCUAGAUAGCUUCCACUGCUGUAGCCCAAACCAUUCCUCUUCUAAAGGGAGAAAACUUUAACUUUUGACUGUGUGAGUCCUGCUGACACCGAAUAGUUAUAACGCAGGUGGUUCAGUGGCAGAAACAUCAGCCUAGGGCACACAGAUUCAAUUCCUUGCUUUGGCAUGUCCUUCCCAUACAGCACUUGGUAAGUCCAUCAGUCCAUCGGUUUUCUACAUGUAAAAGAUGCCUCAUCUGCCCCAAAAGUCAGUCUUCUGUGUUGGUUUCUGUUACAGUGCAUUUGGGAGAGCUCAACUGGAGGUACAGUGGUGGUACGGGUCAGAAAUGUUUCUGCUUAACACGCAGAAACAGAGACCUGCUGCUUUUCCCAAAGCUCCUUCAGAACAUUUAUGGUGAGCUGUGGUCUUGGUGGCCUCGUUCACAGCAAUGCCUGUGUACCGCUGUCGUGGUUUAACCCAGCAACUUUGCUCACUCAAGGGGAAACAACGGCAAUGCAAAGCCUGAAAGUCAGUUCAGCAGCGGGACCGGCAAUGAAGGGAUCCUCUGAAAAAAUUCCAGAGCAUAAUGAAGCUUCCUUAAGCCCAACUGUAAUGACAGGGGAUUGGUUUUGUAUGAUUAGCUUAAGUCUAUGCCCUAUCAGCCAGUCUUCAUGGUGGGCCAUUCCCUGUCUCCCUGGCAAUGGGAGGCAGCCCAGGUCUUUGCUCCAAGCCUUCAACGCAGUACUGCCUUGGGGAGGAGCAACACAGGAUCGUCUGCUUGAUGUUUAUCCCUGCCCAUGGCAGGGGUGUGGGAACUAGAUGAUCUUUAAGGUCCCUUCCAACCCAAACCAUUCUGUGGUUCUGUGUUGCCCUGCAUGGGGAAGCUUUAGGUUUUGCACUGUUUUCUUUUCAUUUGUGUGGGGUUUUUUUAAGAAGCAAAGCAACACCGGUCUUAAAACAAAAGCAGUUCUGAUUUUUCAACAAUGUGUGAAUUUCUUACAGCAGUCAAAGAUGAUUUGAAGGGCCAGAGUGCUCACUCCCAUCACUACAGAAAUGGCAGAUGUGGAUGGACCAGGCUGGCUUUUAACUCUCAGCUCAUCAGUAGAAGAGUCUGUACUGAGAAGAUUCCACAUGUUAAGGGGCUUCCUCUUAACAGACUCAAGCCGGACUAUCUCACCUAGCUUUUUUUUUUAAGCCCUUUCCUCUCUCCAUUUUUCUCGGCCUGGGUAUCCUGUUCCUGGAGCAUGCCAAACGUAGUUUUUAUUGCAACUUCUUGAAUCUUCGUGGAGAGCAAGGUCUGCUUGCAGUGAUACGUGGCAAGAUGUUUCUAUUUUGAGCCAAGGCUCAUGUUGGGGGUUUUUUGAGAGAGAAGGAAACCUUUAUUGGAAUCCUGCAAGGUUUUGUUUCAUUUCCUCCACAGUAUGAGACAUGGUAACUGCUGCAGCCUCCCUCACGGUGGUGAGUAAUUCCUUCCAGUGGUCCUUGGUUUUCACCCUCAUCCUGAGCUGUUGGCUUUCCCUUGAGCUCGACUCGGCAGUGUCUGAUGAUCCAGCUGUCAUUUGCUAGGAGGUUGACCCAUCUCCUCUCCCCUCCAGCCUGAAGGUGUUCAAAAGGAAGUCAUAAAGUUGAUAUUUUCAUUGUAGAAACAUGGUCUGUCCAAGUUUUUUACAUGUUUUUGUCUCUCUUAAAGUAUGUUCUCCCCUGAGUCUUGGCUCAGGGGCUAAGGAAGUGUGUUGCUCAUGAUCACAUCUUUGAGACACCUCAGUGUCUUAACAUCUUUCACAAGAAUGUGUUUCUGAGGAGCCAGUCAUGAAGUCUGGAGUUUAUCAGUCAACUUCUUACAUGGUAGAAAGAUAAAAUUAGUUCCAGAGAAAGAGAGAUGUUGGAAAGGACACAAAAUCCUGGUAGAAGGAGGAGUAAUGGUUUGCAGCCAUCAGAUAUUUCAGAUCACACAAGGGGAUCAGUACUCCAGAUGGAAAUAGGAACAUUCAUUGUUACAGUGUUUCUUUGAAAAAUUUCCUAGCAUGAAUGUAGGGACCCUCGAGACCUAAUGAGGGGAGAUGCUUUCAGAGGAGCUGUAGCUUCAUCAGCCUUUGUUCAGAGCUGCCAAAAUGUGAAACAAGAAGUAAAACUCUGGUCUUGUCCAGGAAGACAGUAACAGGGAGGUGGAAGGAAAUAAACCUGUUGGUCAAGACAAAUUCUGAUUUGCCUCUUCAAACUUUGCAGCUGGUUGCUCUUGAGAGUUUCCUUCAGGUCCCAUGUAAGCAUUUGUUUGUCAUUUUGUUUCAGUACUCCUUGUUGGUUGUGGCUGGCUCUGAGGAGGUUGGUGUUCAGGCUGGUGCUGGAAGCUGUCUGCUGGUCAUUGGCUUCUAGCCAGAAGAGGAGUCAGUUGGCUGCCUCAUCAGAGCUUGCUUUGAGGGGGAGAACCAUGAUUUUAGACCAGCAAAAGUUACAGUGUCCGCAGGUCGGGCAGAAAUCUGAGGAGCUAAGCCUGGUAUGAAAACCAAAAGAGGUUUUGAUAUGCCGCAGUACUUGUACUGACUUUGCUGUCUUGUAGGAAUGAUGGGGAACUAGAGCCCAUGACAGUUCAGUGGAGCCGUUGGCACUUUUGAUAUCUCGACAUCUUCAGUUGUCUAAAAGCAAGCCAGUUCCAGAAUAAGGACAGCAGCAGGUGAUAUAAUGCGGAAACCAGGCCCUCAAAAAGCCAUAGACUGGAAAGAUGGUAAAAAGCACAAGUAUGGCCGCCCGUCAGAGUCUCCUUCCCAGUACCAAGGUCACUUCACCUGGGAGAAAUACCUGAAAGAGACAUGUGCCAUCCCAGCUCCUGCCCAUUGCUUCAAGCAGUCAUACACUCCACCCGCAAAUGAAUUCAAGAUCAGCAUGAAACUAGAAGCCCAGGACCCCAGGAACACCACCUCCACUUGCAUUGCCACAGUGGUGGGUCUGACAGGUGCACGCCUCCGCCUGCGCCUUGAUGGCAGCGAUAACAAGAAUGACUUCUGGCGGCUGGUGGACUCAGCUGAAAUCCAGCCUAUAGGAAACUGUGAGAAGAAUGGAGGGAUGCUGCAGCCUCCACUGGGCUUUCGGCUGAAUGCCUCCUCUUGGCCCAUGUUCCUUCUGAAGACUCUGAAUGGAGCAGAGAUGGCUCCUGUCCGGAUUUUUCACAAGGAACCACCAUCUCCAUCCCAAAACUUCUUCAAGACAGGUAUGAAGCUGGAAGCAGUGGACAGGAAGAACCCUCACUUCAUCUGCCCGGCCACCAUUGGGGAGGUGAGAGGUUCUGAGGUCCUCAUAACAUUUGAUGGCUGGAGAGGUGCCUUCGAUUACUGGUGCCGAUAUGAUUCCCGGGACAUCUUUCCCGUAGGCUGGUGCUCGCUGACUGGAGAUAAUCUGCAGCCCCCUGGGACAAAAGUUGUGAUUCCAAAGAGCCCUUUACCUGCCUCCGAAGUAAACUCGGAGAAACCUAGCAUGCACAGUAGCACAAAGACUGUUUUGGGGCAUCAACAAGGGCAAAGGCGUCGCAAAACAGGGAAGAAGCGUGGUCGAACGACCAAAGCGCUAAUCCAUCACCCCAUGCCUACACCCUCCAAGUCAGUGGAGCCUUUGAAAUUCCCCAGAAAGAGAGGCCCCAAGCCUGGCAGUAAGAGGAAACCUAGGACAUUGCUGAACCCAGCACCCACCUCUCCAACAACCAGUACCCCAGAACCAGACACAAGCACUGUGCCCCAGGAUGCUGCUACAAUCCCCAGCUCUGCCAUGCAGGCUCCCACAGUUUGCAUUUACUUGAACAAGAAUGGCAGCACUGGGCCCCACCUAGACAAGAAGAAGGUUCAGCAGCUGCCGGACCAUUUUGGACCAGCUCGAGCUUCUGUUGUCCUGCAGCAAGCAGUACAGGCCUGCAUUGAUUGCGCUUAUCAUCAGAAAACAGUCUUCUCCUUCUUAAAACAAGGCCACGGGGGAGAGGUCAUCUCAGCUGUGUUUGAUCGGGAACAGCACACUCUGAACCUGCCAGCAGUAAACAGUAUCACCUACGUCCUCCGCUUCCUGGAGAAGCUCUGCCACAAUCUUCGCAGUGACAACCUCUUUGGGAACCAGCCUUUCACUCAGAACAGCCACAUGCAGCGCUCACACGAGUACGACCACGACAGGUAUCUACCAGACAGAAGCAGUUCGUUAGACGGCACUCUGCAGGGACCAGGCCGGGGUACAAAGCGAUAUUCCCAAGAUUCCCCUCCAUACAGUGCUCCUCUCUCCCCCAAGUUACCAAAGAAUGACCGUCACCCUUUGGAAGGUGAAACCUUUGUUCUGGGAGAUGGCCUCCCAGGGCCCUUGGAGCCUCGCCUGGACCCCAUGGACUCAGCCUUGAACUCUGUCAAUUCAUCCAGCCACAGCAGGAGCUCCAGAGACUAUCGCCUGCAAGGAUACAGGCACCUGCACCAACCCUCUAGCCUCACCCAGGGCAGUACCUCUGCCUUGCGUAGGCUUAGCUCUGGGGGCUCAGAUAGAUACCUUGGAUCUCGAGAUGUGUCGCGGCUGAGCAGCCGCGACCCCUCGUCCUGGACAGUGGAGGAGGUGAUGCAGUUCAUACGGGAAUCGGAUCCACAGCUGGGACCCCACGCUGACCUCUUUCGAAAACAUGAGAUCGACGGGAAAGCCCUUCUCUUGCUGCGGAGUGACAUGAUGAUGAAGUACAUGGGGCUGAAGCUGGGGCCAGCCCUGAAGCUCACUUACCACAUCGACAAACUAAAGCAAGGCAAGUUCUGAGAGGACGCUUGGCAGGACGGAUCCUGGAAGCUCCGCUCCUGGCCAUCCAUACCCGCGCUCGCCUGCUGACAGGUACGCAUGCACACACACCCAUUUACGCCACAGACGGACACCUUGCCGACACCCCGGCCCCGCUGCAGGGGUCCAGCCGCCUGCCCGCCCCUGCGCCAGCAGCCAGGCCCCAGCAGGCGCUCGGGAGGAGGCUGGCGCACAGUUGGCCCCGGGCCUUCGCACUGGACUCGAGUCAUGGGCAUCCUGUUGGAAGCGGAGGGUCUCUCCCUGCUGCCCAGCCAGCGCUUCUCUGCAGGCUCCUGGUCCUGCUUCCCUGGGAUGGAGCAGCGGCUCUGGGCAGAGCCUGUGGGGAGAGGGCACUCGCGCCGGCUCCUCUCCCUCUCGCUGUUGUUCGUGCGCUCCCGGUCUCGCCUGCUCGGGGCGGCCCUCGGCUCCCAUCCCCUCGGAGGGGUGGUGGGCUGGGGGGGCUGGACGCUUUGCGCUUCACCGGGCAGCCCGGCUGCGAGGGGGACGGUGCCCCUGACCCACGCUCAGCCCCCAUAGCACCGCGCCGAGCUCAGAGCAACGACUGCCCCCAUGCCCGUCUUCCACGCCUUGGGGGAGCCCAUCCGCCUGUCCCGGGGGCCGCUCACCUCCCGAGCUCUACCUGCCCCUCAGCUCCCAGCCUUCCUCCAGCUGGGGACGCCGGGCCGGGAAUGGAGGCCUUUGUAUUUAUUUCUGACUGGGGAGGCCGUGGGGCGGCACACGGCACUGUCCAGGAGCGUGGAGCGAGCUGCGGGAGAGCUGAGAAGCGUGGCUGGGUCUGGCAUACCCGUGGCAAGGAUGGACCUGGGUCGGCAUCAGAGACUGGCUGGAUGCUGCAGGACUCGACUGAUCCUUCUCUCCUUUUUUUUUUGAGUAUUUUUUUUCUUUUGGGGGGAUUUUUUUUUUUUUUUUAUAAGGAGUUGUCUGUUUAAAAUGAUGAAAUGAUUUUUCUACCUGUUGCUGAACUUGCAACUCUUGGCGAUUUUUAGCCAGAGAUGCAAAGGUUCAUCUUCCCAGGGGCCCUCCCGGUCCUCUGGUGUUUCGGUCCGUCCCAGCUCAGCGUGUGCGAGAGGGUGUUGGGUCUGGCAAGUCAGAGGAUCCCGGUGUGGUGACCUGCCCUUGCGUUGCUCUUCCUGCGAGGGCUUUGCCUUACCUGGGGGCACCUGUUUGUUUCAGACAGUCUAAUGUAUUUAUUUUUGAUGGCACUUGAGCAGUAACCCGCUGUCCCACGCAUGUUACUGCAGCUGCAAGAGGAGUAUCGGAGCGGAGGCCACCCAGCCGUGCCACCCUGUCCCCUGGGCAGCGGCUGCCAGGCUUGGGGCUGCCUGGGGGGACAGGGGCUGUGUGGUUCCCUGGAGCAUCGCCUGCCCCGGCCUGGGAGGAGCUGGGGAAGGGCUGACGGGGAGAGGUGCAGCGGCGGCGAGGGCUGUCCCAGGCAUGUGCCCACGCAUGCACCCACAGCACGCUCCCGCACACGCUUCCUUUCUGCAAUGACCAAAGGGCUGGGACGGAGAUCUCCACCGCAAGCACUUGUUUCUUCUCCUGCCUUUAGCUCACCCUCUGUGCAUCCAGAGCAACGUCUCACACCCUCUUCCCGCCAGCCUCGAGGGCCCUGGCCAGCAGCAGAACGGGCGCCCUGGUGAACAACCCUCCAGUCUCUUGCACUGGGUCAGGUUUACCCCUAAGGGGAAAAGUUGCAAAAAAACAAACAAAAAAAAACCCCAAAACCCAAACCCCAAAGUAAUAAAAAGGCUUUUUGUUGUACAGCAAAGUCUGUGCUGCAGUCCCUGCUGCGGUCCCUGCUGCUGCCCCGGUGUGGUCGGAGGGAGGUGGGGCUCUGGCCACUCGCAGAGCCCCGUUGCUCACAGCAUCAGCCCCGGGAUGGCCCUCGUUUUUACCUGAUGCUGAUCCUGCUGGCCCACUACAGACAGGUCCCCGUGCGGGGUCAGCCAGUGCUUUCCUCUGCACUUAUUUUACGUUGAUUUGUUUAUAAAUAAAAGGAUAACUAAGUUCCUCC